This is a messenger RNA of Exophiala mesophila, 4027 nucleotides long. RefSeq lists its product as hypothetical. The transcript is spliced from 3 exons. The record is from RefSeq and is a predicted model, not a curated record. NCBI's taxonomy places the organism in Eukaryota, Fungi, Ascomycota, Eurotiomycetes, Chaetothyriales, Herpotrichiellaceae. Gene Ontology annotation, molecular function: RNA helicase activity; ATP binding; RNA binding. The coding region runs from base 228 to 3569 and encodes 1113 amino acids.
GACCUAAGUAGAUUAAAUCUAUCUCAACAGCUGGUCUGUUCAUCUUGGCACCUGAACAUGACCAAAAUGAAUACAACGCCACUUCUUGUCUGAGAGAUCUACAUCUAGACCGUCACUCAAGAAGUCCAGUCUGGGCUGAUCCCCCGCCCGAACGAAAUUUCAUCCACCGCCGGAUCCUGGGUGUGGAGUACGCUUUACUGUAAAGCUCACUUAUCUACAGCCACAGGAUGGCUAGGCACGGGGACACUCGCUCACCAUCACCUGUAGGAAGCCAGUACUCAUCGUCCAAACGCAACCGUCGAGAUGAUGAUCGACACGAGAGAAGCCGGCGAGAUGACGACCGCAGUCAUCGAAGGCGGUACUCCAGGUCUCGAAGCCCAGAGCGUCGACACCGUGACCGCGACAAGAAUCGCGAUCGUGAGGGUUAUCGAAGACGGGACCGUUCCUUAGACCGGAGGUACGACGGCAGAAGAGAAGACGAACGCCAUCAAUACUCCAGACGAGAUAGGUCUAGAGACAGAAGACCCUCCAGAGACCGGGAUGAUCGUCGACGUAGUCGAGACCGAGAUGCCCGCCCACGCCGGGACGAUUCUCGCGAUAGGGCUCACAGAUCAAGGGACGGUUCGACAGAGUCAAGGAAGAGGAAGAGAGAGACCAGUCGAGACCGCGGCUCCAGAAAGGAGGCUAACAAUGUGUCCAGAGAGUCUUCUAAACCUUCCACUCCCACGGCGCAAACUGCAGAAGAGCAAAAGGCAGCCAGACUCGCCAAACUUGAGCAAUGGAAAAAGAAGCAGGCCGAAGAGCAAGCGAAGAAACAAAAAGAGCUCGAGGCCGCCGGUGGUGCCAGAAGUAUCCUCUAUGAAAUUGACAGAAGAGCAGGAAUGUCACCAGCGGGAACAUCAACCAACUCCCCAUCAGCUCCCGCGACUCCCGAAAUUGGCUCGCCUACGCCUGCUCCUUAUGCCGGAAAGUUUGAUCCGAAAGCUAUUGCAAAGAAAGCUCAUCAUGCUGCCGCAACAUCAAAAGUGUUGGGAGGAGAUGUGUCGGCUCCAUCACUGGCCAACGGUCAUGUUCCGAAGCCUUCAACGCCACCGUUGGGCUCUAACCUCAAGCAAUUGCCUCCCAAAGCCCUGAAGGCCACUGGAAAUAUGGGCAAAUUUGGUCUUGGCAUCAAAGCUGCGGCAGAAACUGAUGUGUCCAAGAAAGCACUUGACUUUGAGGACGUCGAGACGACCAAGAAGAAACUCGAAAGAUUGCCCAAUCUAGCGCUCGAGGAGAGUAAUGGCGACGGACAGAGUCAACAGGAUGAAAUUGACGAAGCUGAGGAUGACACAGACAUGCAAGAUGACGAGAACGAUGAAGAGGCCAUGGCAGCAGCACGCGCAGCCGUCGAGCAACGAGGCCGGGCAGAGACCGCAGAGGACACCAAUAUGACAGACUUACCAGCUGUCGAACCAAGUGAAGAGCAAACUGCGCCUGAUGAAGACGAAGAAAUCGACCCACUUGACGCUUUCAUGCAAGAUUUGCAACCAGCAUCGACGCGAAAGACGUUUGCGCCCAAAGGCAAGCUCAGCACUCGGAAACAAGAACCAGAAGCCAUGUUUGGAGACGAUGAAGUUGACCUAACAGCUGUUGAUGACGACAAUCCUGACAACAUCUUGUCCCUUGCGAAUGCCAAUGCCAAAAAGAAGAAGAAAGACAUUCCGACCGUUAACCACGCGAAAAUUCAAUACAGGCCCUUCAGACGGAACUUGUACUCGGAGCCUAUUGAUAUGGCGGACUGGUCCGAAGACGAUGUUGCUGCAUUGCGCUUUAAGCUGGAAAAUAUCAAGGUUCGGGGCGUGGAUGUACCGAAGCCAGUCCAGACAUGGGCCCAGUGUGGUCUAGGGGUGCAAGUCCUUGAAGUCAUCCAAAAGCUGGGUUAUGAGGCUCCAACAAGUAUCCAAGCCCAAGCUGUGCCUGCAAUCAUGUCUGGUCGAGACGUGAUUGGAGUUGCCAAAACUGGAUCUGGGAAAACAAUAGCAUUCUUACUGCCGAUGUUCCGACACAUCAAGGAUCAACCUCCUCUUGAUGCUCUCGAUGGCCCGAUUGGGCUAGUAUUGAGUCCUACAAGAGAAUUGGCGACCCAGAUUCACAAGGAGUGCAAGCCUUUUAUCAAGGCUCUCGGUCUGAGAGCAGUUUGCGCCUAUGGCGGUGCCCCAAUCAAAGACCAGAUCGCCGACCUCAAGCGAGGUGCUGAGAUUGUGGUCUGCACUCCUGGUCGAAUGAUAGAUUUGCUGGCUGCCAACAGUGGUAGGGUGACGAACUUGAAGCGUGUGACCUAUGUCGUCCUUGAUGAGGCAGAUCGAAUGUUUGACAUGGGUUUUGAGCCUCAAGUGAUGAAGAUUUUGUCGAAUAUCCGACCAGAUCGCCAAACGGUCUUGUUCUCUGCCACCUUUCCACGUCAAAUGGAAGCAUUGGCCCGAAAGACAUUAAGCAAGCCGGUUGAGAUCGUUGUGGGCGGUCGGAGCGUUGUUGCUCCAGAAAUCACCCAAGUUGUCGAGGUUCGUGAAGAGGGCACAAAAUUUGUCCGUCUAUUGGAGUUGCUGGGCAAACUCUAUGAAGAUGACAAGAAUGAGGAUGACCGUGCAUUGAUAUUUGUCGACCGACAAGAAUCAGCUGAUUCGCUACUGCGAGAUCUCAUGAAAAAGGGCUAUCCAUGCAUGUCUAUCCAUGGUGGUAAAGAUCAAAUCGACAGAGACUCGACGAUCGACGACUUUAAAGCAGGUGUAGUUCCCAUCCUCAUUGCCACAUCUGUCGCUGCUCGAGGACUUGAUGUCCAUCAACUCAAACUCGUGGUCAACUUUGACGCUCCAAAUCAUCUCGAAGACUACGUCCACCGAGCCGGUCGUACAGGGCGAGCAGGAAACACUGGCACUGCAGUCACAUUCCUCACAGAGGAACAAGAUCGGUACGCGGUGGAUAUCGCCAAAGCGCUCCAGCAGUCCGGCCAGCCCAUUCCCGAAUCAGUUCAGAAGUUGGUUGACACGUUCAUGGAGAAGGUCAAGUCCGGCAAGGAGAAAGCUGGGGCAUCUGGAUUCGGCGGCAAGGGUCUCGAGCGGCUCGACCAAGAGCGCGACGCAGCCAAAGCACGCGAGCGCAAGACCUUCAAGACAGGUGAGGAAGGUGACGAACAAGAAGAAAAGGAAGAAGGCAUAGGCAAGGACGUAAAAGUGGGCGACGAUAUAUUCGCCAAGGCGGCAUCUGGUGUCAAAGCAUUCGACGCGACCCCCAGUACCAGCAACAAUGUCCCCGGAGUACCCAAGGGCAUUGACUUGGACGGCAAGAUCACCGUGCACAAGACGGAACGAGCAGAACCGGCCGCAAGCUCAGGACCCACGAACCAAAUGGACAAGGUCGCCGCGGCCGUUGGUGCAAUCAACCAGAAACUGUCCAAGGCAGGCGUCAUGAGAAGCGGAGUGCCCAUCGACAAUAAAGGACCUGACGCCGGUGCAUUCCACGCAACGUUGGAGAUCAAUGAUUUUCCUCGUAAGUUGACCCUUGCCCACUUUCCUUUACUCACUAUGUAAUGUACCUUUAUCGCCAGACACAUAUACUGACCAAGAAUUUUGUUCAAAUAGAAAAAGCACGAUGGGCCGUCACCAACCGGACCAACGUGGCCAAAAUCCUCGAGAGUACCGGCACCAGCAUCACCACCAAGGGCAGUUUCUAUCCUGCAGGCAAAGACCCAGGCCCCAACGACAAUCCCAAGUUGUACAUCCUGGUCGAAGGCGAUACCGAGGUCGUGGUGCACGAUGCAAUGAGGGAGUUGAUGAGGUUGCUGAAGGAGGGUACUAUGAGCGCCGCCGACGCUGCCGAUCGUCCUGGUGGAAGAUACAGUGUGGUCUAAUCCUCGUGGUUAUGGACCGUUGGGUUAUACAUGCCACCAAGGGUUGUGGGUGGCCCUAGUGCUAUAGUGACCAGGCUUCUAUAUUUUCUCACCUGGGCCUUUCAGGGAUUUGAAAUGAAACUAAACUCAUUGACAAUC